Molecule: messenger RNA, 450 nt
Organism: Diaporthe citri
Lineage: Eukaryota; Fungi; Ascomycota; Sordariomycetes; Diaporthales; Diaporthaceae
Exons: 4
Coding region: 1-450 (149 amino acids)
Biological process (GO): vesicle-mediated transport
Cellular component (GO): Golgi membrane
Source: RefSeq, a predicted model, not a curated record
AUGACGUUGAAGGAGGAAUUCGCAACGAGGAACUUCAGCAUUUACGGGCAAUGGCUCGGUGUGCUGUCGAUACUCCUCGGCUUUGCGCUCGGAAUCGCCAACAUCUUCACGUUUAACGUCUUCAUCAUCAUCUUCUGCGCUCUGUUACUCACAUCCGUCCUCAUCAUCAUCUUCAUCGAGAUCCCGCUACUGCUGCGCAUCUGCCCCACGUCGAGCACGUUCGACGGCUACGUGCGCAUGAUCUCGACCAACUACACGCGCGCGGGCGCCUACGGCGUCAUGGCCCUGAUCCAGUGGCUCAGCAUCAUUGCGCGGGCCACCUCCCUCAUCGCAGAGGCCAUCGUCCUGUCCGCUGCCGCCCUCUGCUACCUGGCCGCCGGCAUCAAGGGCCAGGCGUUCGUCGGGUCCAAGACCCUGGGCGGCGCGGGCGUGGCGCAGAUGAUCGUAUGA